Micromonas commoda is the source of this 210-nucleotide messenger RNA. RefSeq lists its product with no specific name. The record is from RefSeq and is a predicted model, not a curated record. NCBI's taxonomy places the organism in Eukaryota, Viridiplantae, Chlorophyta, Mamiellophyceae, Mamiellales, Mamiellaceae. Gene Ontology annotation, molecular function: metal ion binding. The transcript has a single exon. Bases 1 to 210 code for a protein of 69 amino acids.
AUGACCAACACGGUCAUCCUCAAGGUGGCGAUGAUGUGCACCGGCUGCAGCGGCGCGGUGGAGCGCGUGCUCAGCAAGAUGGAGGGGGUGCAGUCGUUCGACGUGAACCUCGAGACGCAGAAGGUCACGGUGGUGGGCACCGUCACCCAUGAGGAGGUGGUGACGAAGAUCGCAAAGACAGGGAAGGCUGUCGAGCCAUGGUCGGACUGA